Messenger RNA from Exserohilum turcica Et28A, 1656 nucleotides. RefSeq lists its product as uncharacterized. Gene Ontology annotation, molecular function: ATP binding; ATP hydrolysis activity. Bases 1 to 1458 code for a protein of 485 amino acids. The record is from RefSeq and is a predicted model, not a curated record. The transcript is spliced from 2 exons. Gene Ontology annotation, cellular component: mitochondrial inner membrane. Gene Ontology annotation, biological process: mitochondrial respiratory chain complex III assembly; protein insertion into mitochondrial inner membrane from matrix. NCBI's taxonomy places the organism in Eukaryota, Fungi, Ascomycota, Dothideomycetes, Pleosporales, Pleosporaceae.
AUGGACCCCAACACGCCACCACACGCGCUGGCAAGGCAGAUUGCUGCUGCGGGCAGCGACAAUUCCGGGUCGCUCUUCUCGCACAUUGCCGACAAUCCCUUCUUUACCGCCGGCUUCGGCCUCGCAGCGCUUGGGGUUGCGGCGCGGACGGGCCAGAAAGGACUGCAGCAUGGCGCCGCCUUUAUAAAGCGCCGCCUGCUCGUCGACCUCGAAAUCACUCGCCACGAUGACGCCUAUCCGUGGGUGCUCCAAUGGAUGACCAACUACCACCGCGCACAACAGGCCGGCACCAGGCCGCUUGCCCGCAAUACGGUGCUCACCAGAGCGCUCAAUCGCAUCGACCCGCGCAUGCAUCACCUGCAGGUGCAGACGUAUACGCCGCCCGACGGGCCUUCGCACGCUGCGCACUUUUCUUUUGUGCCUGGGCCGGGCAAGCACUUUCUGCGGUACAAGAAUGCAUUCAUCCUGGUGGACCGGCAGCGGGAGCGAAACAGCCUAAACGUCAAGGACGGCGUGCCGUUUGAGACGAUCAGCCUCACGACGCUGUACGCGCACCGCGACAUGUUCGAGGACAUUUUUGCCGAGGCGCACCAGAUCUACCAGCAGUCGCAGGAGGGCAAGACGGUCAUGUACAACUCGAUGGGCACCAUGUGGCAGCCGUUUGGCGACGCCAAGCGGAAGCGGCCGCUCGACUCGGUGGUGCUGGAGCGCGGGGUCAAGGAGAGAAUUGUCGAGGACAUGGAGGCGUUUAUUGCAUCACGCAAGUGGUACCUGGACCGGGGCAUACCGUACCGGCGAGGCUAUCUGCUGUACGGGCCUCCGGGGACGGGCAAGAGCUCGUUUAUCCAGGCGGUUGCGGGGCACCUCGACUUCAACAUUGCCAUACUCAACGUCAGCGAGCGGGGCCUGACGGACGACCGGCUCAACCACCUGCUGACCAAGGUGCCGCGGCGGACGGUGGUGCUGCUCGAGGACGUGGACGUUGCGUUUAUGAACCGGAAAACGCCGGGGGCGGAUGGGUACGCCAGCGCGUCAGUGACAUUCUCGGGGCUGCUCAACGCUCUCGACGGCGUGGCUAGUGCCGAGGAGCGCAUCAUCUUCCUGACGACCAACCACGUGGAGCGGCUCGACGAAGCGCUGGUGCGGCCGGGGCGGGUGGACAUGACUGUUCGACUGGGCGAGGCGACGCAAUACCAGAUGGAGCAGCUGUGGGAUCGGUUCUAUGCCGAGUUUGAUGCGAGCGGGGCAGCAAAGCAGAGGUUCAUGGCCAAGGCGAGGGAGCUGGGCCUCGUCGACGCGGUGAGCACGGCAGCGCUGCAAGGAUUGUUUCUGUAUAACAAGGACGACCCCGAGGGCGCCAUUGCGAUGGCUGAGGGCCUCACCGCCGCGCCCAAGGCCAGCAGCCAGCACGUGGGGGUGCCUGGCCAUGUACAUGUGAAGGAGAUUACGUCACGCUGAGGCGCCCGUGUGCCAAGGCGUGUAGCAGGUGUGUAGGCAAGUUGCGCUUGUUUGAUGUGACGUGCAGAGUCGCAGCACCCGUGCCGGUGCAGGUACGUGGGAGCAUGGGAGCAUACCCUGAAUGACCUGCAGACUGCAGCGCGCAGAGCGCAGAGUGCAGAGCGCGGCGGCGGGCGCGGCAGUGGUUUUAAUGGCAGC